Molecule: messenger RNA, 2088 nt
Organism: Anolis sagrei ordinatus
Lineage: Eukaryota; Metazoa; Chordata; Lepidosauria; Squamata; Anolidae
Gene: SRM
Product: spermidine synthase
Biological process (GO): polyamine metabolic process
Molecular function (GO): catalytic activity
Source: RefSeq, a predicted model, not a curated record
CCGCCUACUGGUGAAGCCGCCGAGGAGUGGGUUGGGUUGAGAGGCACCCAUUGGGAGACAUGGCAAAGGGCAUGGAGCCGGGCCUGGAAGGAGGAGAAGCCCUGAAAGAAGGCUGGUUCCGGGAGACGUGCAGCCUGUGGCCCGGGCAGGCCCUCUCCUUGCAAGUGGAGAAGGUCCUGCAUCACCAGAGGUCGCCCUUCCAGGAGAUCCUGGUCUUCAGGAGCAAAACCUAUGGGAAUGUCUUGGUCCUCGACGGUGUCAUUCAGUGCACGGAGCGAGACGAGUUUUCCUAUCAGGAGAUGAUCGCCAACCUGCCGCUGUGCAGCCACCCCAACCCACGCAAAGUCCUCAUCAUUGGCGGCGGAGACGGCGGCGUCUUAAGGGAAGUCGUCAAACACCCCUCAGUCGAGUCCGUAAUACAAUGCGAGAUCGACGAGGAUGUAAUCCAGGCCUCGAAGAAGUUCCUCCCAGGGAUGGCGGUGGGCUACGCCAGCCCCAAGCUCACGCUGCACGUCGGGGACGGGUUCGAGUUCAUGAAGCAGAACCAAGAGGCCUUCGACGUGAUCAUCACGGACUCUUCGGACCCCAUGGGUCCCGCUGAAAGCCUGUUCAAGGAAUCCUAUUACCAGCUGAUGAAGACCGCUCUGCGGGAAGAUGGCAUCCUCUGCUGCCAAGGGGAGUGCCAAUGGCUGCACCUGGACCUCAUCAAGGAGAUGCGGCAGUUCUGCAAGUCCCUCUUCCCCGUCGUGGAGUACGCCUAUUGCACCAUCCCCACUUACCCCAGUGGGCAGAUUGGCUUCAUGCUCUGCAGCAAGAACCCGAAUACGAACUUCCGGGAGCCGGUCCAAGAGCUGUCGCAAGAGCAAGUGGAAGAAAUGACCCUCAAGUAUUACAACUCUGACGUCCACCGGGCGGCCUUCGUUCUGCCGGAAUUUGCACGAAAGGCGCUGAGCACCAUCUGAAAAAAACACCGGCGGGCCGCAUUCCUUCCAAUUUAUGUAUUUGUACAAAUGGAACGAAAGACUUUGAGGUUUGGAUCCUGCCGGGGUCGCCGAAACCGCCAUCCAUCCGGGCCAGGCUUUUCACCCAUUUCUCAAUCAACCGUUUUCCCAGAUUGGAAACCGUUUCGACUCCCGGCGUUGGCUUUCCACCUUUUUAACUCUGUAUUUAUAACUGACAACAUAUCCCCCGAGUUUCCCUUUAGCCAUUUCCUCCCUUUUGGGAAAUUCUGGACUCUAAUGGGACAGAAGGAACUGACCGACAAGUUGUUAGGUAUGUCUUUGGCGCCUGUUGGAAGUCUUUCGCUCCUCCUUGAUUCCUUUCUCCUUUCCCAGCCACUCAUGGAUCUCUUUCUUUCCCCUUCUUCCCACUUUUUUGGCCUUUGCUCUCCUCAAAAGAGGGAUUCCUGUGCCUGCGGUUAAUACCCUUGAGGUCAUGGAUUUCGAUUUUCCGCGCAAAAAACAAAAAAGGUCAAUUUUCCGCGCAAUUUUCAUUUCUCGAUUCUCGUCUGCGGAGAAUUGUACUUAGCUUUAAAUACAUAAGAAAAAUACAAUUUUUUUUGUUCUGUUACAGGGUGAGAGAGGGAAAAAAAGAGGAAUGUAUAUUUGGAGUUUAGCGAGAUGUAUCCCCAAUAUGUAUUUUGUAGUAUGGGGUGCCCCGUUUAUUCAGAGGGCGGAUAUUCCUUAAAAACACAUCCAAGGAGGUCAAGUGUUUCCAGUGGUUUACAUUCAGAUCAUAAUUUUGUUGUAAAUCCUAUCGGGUUUGUUUCUAGAAGCGAGUUUUGCCUGUCCAAAUCCAAAACAUAUCUGAAUCCGUAAUGGGAAAUAAUAUGGACAGGGAAGAUUUGUCAAUACGUUUCUGCCCUAUCCGUAUUUAGCAAUAUGUUUGAGAUUAUUUCAUAUCCCGUUGGACUACAAUCUCGAGCAUCCCUGACCAUCUUGCCUCAGGAUUAUGGGUGUUGGAGUCCAAGCACUCCACGGUUCGAUUGCUUUACAGGUCAAGGAGUUUUGUUACAAGUCAUAAUUUCUUGGUCCAUCCAUCCUGUUAACACUGGAAUUGGAGAAAUACAUGUCGACCUCAGCAUCACAA